This is a messenger RNA of Mytilus californianus (California mussel), 792 nucleotides long. Its product is annotated as M-phase inducer phosphatase-like. Gene Ontology annotation, cellular component: nucleus; cytoplasm. The transcript is spliced from 6 exons. Gene Ontology annotation, molecular function: protein tyrosine phosphatase activity. The record is from RefSeq and is a predicted model, not a curated record. NCBI's taxonomy places the organism in Eukaryota, Metazoa, Mollusca, Bivalvia, Mytilida, Mytilidae. The coding region runs from base 1 to 792 and encodes 263 amino acids. Gene Ontology annotation, biological process: positive regulation of G2/M transition of mitotic cell cycle; G2/M transition of mitotic cell cycle; positive regulation of G2/MI transition of meiotic cell cycle.
AUGUCUAGAAAAUCACUAUUUGGAAGAAAAAAAUCGUUAGACGAUACCACUGCGUGUUCGCAGGAUGCUGUAACACAGAAAGAGACAACAUUGAAAAGUUCUGUCAUUUUGUGUGACGAAGAUUCAGGACUGGGUAUGGAAGAGACCAUGCAGGACACACCCCAGAACAAUGUAAAUAUAUCAACUGAUGUUGUAAAUAAAUUAUUUGAAGUGGAGCACCUUGUUGCUGAUGGCAGUCGAUCAUAUUGUUUACCUACAAUGCAUGGCAAAAACAAAGAUUUGAAAAGUAUCACCCCAGAAACAGUUGCCGAUUUAGUAUCAGGAAAAUUUGACGACACAAUUGGUAGUUACAGAAUCAUCGACUGCAGAUAUCCAUUUGAAUAUGAUGGUGGACAUAUUAAGGGCGCGGAAAAUUUAUACACACAAGACGCAGUAACAGAGCUGUUGGAACAGAGAAAUGUGACAACGCACAAUUCUGAGGAAAAAUCAAAUAUUUUGAUCUUCCAUUGUGAAUUCUCAUCAGAAAGAGGACCAAAACUAUGCAGGUUUCUAAGAAACAAAGACCGAGAACUAAAUGCUGAAAACUAUCCACAUCUGACUUAUCCAGAGGUAUAUCUUCUUGAAGGUGGUUACAAAGCUUUCUAUCAAGAUCACAUGAUUUUAUGCAAACCAAUGAGCUACAAAUCAAUGUUUCACAAAGAUCACACUGAAGAUGUACGCCAUUUCCGGUCUAAGUCCAAAUCUUGGACAGCUGGUGAAAAGAAGAAAAAUUUGAACAGAAUAUUGUUCUGA